AGUCAGAUGAAUAAAUCACAAUGACUGAUUCUCUAAGUAGAAGAAAAAGAAGCCUCAAACUUGCCCUGCCUACCCGAGGGUACUAUGCAGAGCUCAUCGCAGAUCUAAACUACGAAAAUAGGAUCAAAACUUUGACCGAGCUUCCAGGUGCCACGAAAUCCACAAAACUAAUAUGGCAGUUGAGAACAGAGAAGCAUACUAAUAUUAUAAGAUCUUUAAAUCCUCCAGCUAAUAGAGCAUCGUUAGCACCAGCAGAAAGAUGGAUGACGUUUGAAGAAGACAAGACUGUUAGCUUUCCUGUCGACACGUUCAAACCAAAAGUUCAGCUGCAACAUAAAGUUGAACCCAAAACCCUUCCUAGGAGUGUUGCAAUUGAAAGAUGUCGUAGAGAAUAUCAGAGUCAAGAUCUAAAAAACCUAUUGAUUCAACUUGGAAUAGAAAACACAGAUUUAAUGCCUACAGAUCUCAUAAGAGAACAUGUGCCUGAUAAAACAUGGAUUGGAUUUUUGCCAUUGGAACUAUUUGACAACGAGGAGUUUGAUAUAAGAACCCCUGAAAACUGGCUGGAACACGGUGUCAUCGACAACGUCCACCAUGCUCUGCCGGCUAUAGCAUUUGUACCAGCUCCUCCACCUAACGAGGAGUCCACAGAAUACUUGGCCUCUAGAAGCAGAAUAAAUUUGGUGUUGGGUGAAAUGUACGACUGGAUUAACGUGGCUGUGAGCGAUUACAAUCCAGGAAUCAGACGUUGGACUGUCAUGACUUUAGAUGGAUAUCAACGAGUCUUCAAUUUGCACAGACUGUAUAUUAUGUUCUAUGCUGAAGAUCCAGUUAAUUUCGUUAACAGGCUGAAAGAGGCGUUGAGGCUAAAAGCUGAAACAGAAAAUUUAAUAAGGUAUGAGUUUUUCCUCGACUGCAUAUCCCUGGAAGGUGUAGAUGGCUUUGAUGAAGCUUCAUUGAAAAAAAUUGUUCAUUUAGCCUCCAGAGGAAUGGGGAAGAAAGUAAGCAGUACAGAGAAUUUUCAAACGUUGUUAUCUAAUGUAGAACUCUAUCAUAAGAGGGCAAUAGGUGGUUUAGAAUUUGAAAAGAACUUCAAAGAGCAACAUGAUAUCAAAAAUUUAUGGGUUCCUGCUAAAGAAAAAGAAAAAGUACCCCAAUAUAUCGAUACGAAUAUGAGGGAUUUUCCAAAAGUUAGAGAUUAUUUUAGAUGGUACAAUAUCUACGUUCUACCAGAAACCUACAGAGCCAUGUCGUACGUGAAUGCAGAAUGUCAUAAAACAGCACAAAUGUCCUUGUUUACUGCCAGCUAUGGGUCCAGAUAUGUUUCCUUGGAUGAAUUCGAAUCUAUCCAGAAUUUAGCUACGAGCGUUCUAUUAAAACAAUUAAGAGGACCGUGGAUUGAGUCUAUCAUAUACAACAUUCGUAUGUGUUUAGGAGAUAUAGGUAAAGGAUGGUUUGAUAUAAACGAGAAAGUCUUCGAAACAUAUGAGAUUUCCAAGUUAAAACGAUUCAUGGAGUUGGUUAAGUUCAGAAUGCAACAUACGCUUCGGUUGUUAGUGGAAAAUUCCUUAAAUACCUUCAUAGCUUUGGUGGAAACUCCUUGUUUAACUUGUUUACAAGUUGAAGGUGAUUAUGAAUGGGGAACUGAUUUAAUUAGCAGUCCCUUCAUAUCCAAGACUCAGCCAAUAUUCAGUCUACAGUUAAAAAUGCAGGAAUCUGGAGCAUAUUAUUCGACAACUCCAGAAAAUUUUCAGAUCAUUCUAUUGAAACUGUUCGACGAAGCAUUAAAACAAACGCAUCAGAUCAAACAAGUCCAUCCAUUCUUGAUGAGCAACUUACGAUUUCCGAAAGAUCUUAAUUUAUCUUCGGUUGGACUACUGGCUCCAGAAGUUUGCCAAAUUCGAGACCGAUUUGUACUGGCUUACGAGAAAGCUCUGAUACCUCUAAAAGCGUAUGCUGAGAAGUAUAAUAUGCAUUUGGAACUCUUCAAUAUGGACGUAAAUGCAUUUAUAGACAACUACAGACAAGAAAAUCAUUCAGCUUUUGAAGUAAAAGAAGAAGUUUCCAAGCAAGUCCGUCUUAAAACCAGCCUGGAAUCUACUCUUCCCAUUAUAAUUUUCAUAGGACCUUUUCAUGUUUCGGUAGAUUAUCUAAGAAAUAUUUUGAUUAAUAAAAGACAAGAUAUAAUCAUUAAACUUCUCGAUGCGUUUGCUGAGAGGAUGAAAGAAAAUAUAGAAGAGCAGUCUGCGUGGCUGCGACCCUACAUAGAAUUAAAUACUCGACUUAGAGCUGCAGCUACGAACGAUUUUGGAAGAAAUUUAUACAAAUUGGCCAAUAAUAGUGUAUUUGGAAAGACUAUGGAGAAUAUAAGGAAACAUAGAAUAGUAAAACUAGUCAGAUCAUGGAAUGGGCGAUAUGGUGCUAAAAAUUUAAUUUCUAGUGCCAGGUUUCAUAGCAGAAAGAUAUUUAAUGAAAAUUUAGUAGCUAUAGAACUGAUUAAAUCAGAUCUAGUUUUUAAUAAACCCUUAUACAUUGGCAUGACUGUUUUAGAUAUAUCAAAAUUAUGUAUGUACCAAUUUCAUUACGACUAUAUGCUUCCAAAAUUGGGCGCAGAUAAAUGUAAUUUAAUGUAUAUGGAUACCGAUAGCUUUAUUUAUGAACUGUACUGUCAUGAUGCAUAUGAGGAAGUAAUAAAACAAGAUCUAUCAAAAUUUGAUACAUCCGAUUACGCUGUAGAUAAUAUCUAUAAUAUUCCUCGCGUAAAUAAAAAAGUUUUAGGAGUAAUGAAAGAUGAAAAUAAAGGAGAAAUUAUGACAAAAUUUGUGGGAUUACGAUCAAAAAUGUAUACUUUUAAAGUUCAAUCUGGUCGAAUCACUAAAAAAGCAAAAGGGACUAAAUAUAAUAUAGUAAAAAAUGUUAUAAAAUUCGAUGAUUAUGUAAACUGUUUAAAUGAUUUUAAGGAACAAAACUGCUACUCAACACUCCAUUCGGUCAUAUAG
Molecule: messenger RNA, 2999 nt
Organism: Diabrotica virgifera virgifera (western corn rootworm)
Lineage: Eukaryota; Metazoa; Arthropoda; Insecta; Coleoptera; Chrysomelidae
Gene: sac
Product: dynein axonemal heavy chain 1
Exons: 12
Coding region: 21-2999 (992 amino acids)
Source: RefSeq, a predicted model, not a curated record